AUGCUUUUGAUCUCCUGUUUCAACAAACUGUCGUCAACGGACGCCGAUGCGGCGCGUGUGGGCGCCCGUCAACGCAACCGUUCGCUCAAAAAGUCGCCGGCAGUACAGGAUGACGAUCCCACGACCCACCACCUCCAACAACAGUUUGCACAGAACUUGCUAUCCCAGCAUAAUCAAGUGACGUCAACACAUCAUCAUUCCAUGCAACACUUGCACAAUACAUCAUCUUUACAACAUCAUCUCGUAUUGCCAUCAUCUAGCUCCAUGGCGCCCGAGCCGCGGCGAGCUGCAAGUUUUGAUGUGUCAGCGAGCCAGAAAUUGAGUCCAGCCCCAUUCCGUGUCAGCUCAUUCGACACGGGUCGUUCGGCGUUCUCGCCGGUUGAAGUGCCACGUCUUCUGGUCCAAUCCCCAUUGUCACCUCUUCAGGUGGAACCACCGCCCGUCGCCACCGACAAUCGUCUUCUAACCGUACCGUCGCCGUCGGAUUUCCGAAAAAGUCCCGUUGAUAAUCGGUCCUUCGCGUGCGAAUCCCCAAAAAGCGGCGGACAACCAGCAACAUCUGUGGACAUUCUGAGCCAGCUGAACCUGAAUCCCAACCUGCUCACCCAGUUGACGGCGGCUAUUUCAAGGCCAAUUGGGGUGGCAUCACCCAUGUUGGAAGAGAUGAAAAUCAACUUUGGAUCGGUGCCAAAGAUUGAGUCGACACGCCAAGGAGCUCUUCUCGGAGUAUUUGCUACUGAUGCACAACCUGAUCUUCGAAACAUCGGAAUGAUGGAUCAACAAAUGGACUGUUCGGGAGGAUCGUUUGAGACGGUUGGGUCCGGAAGCUUCGACAUGAUGAGUGCACAUUCGUCAUUUGAUCAUGGCAACACAAACUACAACCAAGCGACCGCCGAAAUUCUCGCUACAAUGCCACCAAAAUCAGUGAUUCAAGACGAUAUUCGAACUGGUCAAGGGAGGUUUUCACUGGUUCGGAAACGAGGGAGAUCAGAAGUUUGGAACUUGUUUGGGCAGGUACUCGACGGCGCAACUCACCUCCGACUGCCCUACGUUGCAUGUUACGCAUGUAAGGUUCUCUACACUGAUACUGGAGGCGGUACCGGGAAUAUGACAAGACAUCGUUGCCCGAUAGGCGCCAGUUAUCGCUCCAGCACGCACGCCUCGUCGACAGAGACCGUGGAGGCUGGUGGCACGAAUUCCUUCGAUUCAACAGUGUCGGCUAGAAAUUUUGGGAGCAGCACUGAUAUUGUGAAGAGCCAGUUGUCUAUAAGUAUGGCGGAGUCUGGUCCAGAAUCCGCACCCAGUGGCUCGGGAUCUGGAAAUAACUCACUGCCAUUGCUAAGCCAACAUUCUGGAGAGAAUUCUAUUGGAGACGUCGAUCGGGAAGUUCUAAUUGAUGCAGUGGUAAAGUGCUGUGCCAUAGACCUAAUCGACCCAAUUGUGUUCUCCGGAAAGGGAUUCCGAGGUCUUCUCAAGCAAAUCUGCAAUGUCUCAAAACGACUGGGCUCAACUAUCAGUCCACCUAUUGAAGCUUUCCCAGAUAUUCAAACCGUUCGAAGUGCGAUGCAAACGCACUUACGGUUCUGCGCGGACGAUUUGAAAAACGAGUUGAGCCGGACUGCGCAGGGAUGCCGACUCGCUUUGGAGACUCUGACCUACUCUGGAAGGGAUUAUAGAGUUAUUCAUGGCUCCCGGAUUAGUCCGGAAUGGAAGUGGAGGAGCAAUAUUCUAGGAGUCUUCAAAGCGCGUGAGAAUGAGUCGUUGAGCGAGAUGAUCAACAUCGUUGUGCACAACUAUGAGAUCAACAAAACAGUACUUCGGGUUACUGUACCAAAUACAAAUAACGACUUGGACUCUACAUAUCGAUCGUUCUUUUGUAUCAAAGCUAAACUCAAGGAGAUCCUCUUCACAAUCCUCUCUUCUUGCUCACAACCUGUGAUGGAGAUGCUUAACGCGGUAGAUCAAUUGACCAAGGCGCUUGUGGAGAUGGAUGUUCGUUUGCCAUUUGCUAUUGAGCCACGGGAAGAUAUCUUUGAUGUCCAUCAGCUUCUAGCGGAAUGGAAUGACCAAUGGGGACAGCUAGAGCAAAUUAUUUCUACUAAAUGUGCAGAUACCCUACUCGACAGUUUCAAAAAGUUGGAUCCGGUGCAUAUGAGGGAUUUGGAAAUCUUCAUACUCCCAUUCCGAGAGACAGUGGAGUCUUUGACAUCCGAGCAACCAAAUUUCCAUAAAAUUCUACCGGAAUGGCUGGCACUCCAACAUGAGUGUCAACUACAAAAUGAUGAGCCAACUGCGUUGCUCCGAGAGCUCAAGCAGAUCGCCACCAGGAUCCUUGAAGCAGAAAAGGAGGUUAUUAUGACUGAUGAGCAUAUGAUUGCGGUCUUAUUGAAUCCUCGACUCAUUCGGAAACUAAAUAUGAUUCUGACCGAUCAGGAGAGACAAAUUGCCUGUGAGAAAAUCAGGUCACAAUGUGGAUUCCGGAAUCCAAAGGAGCCGUUGAGUCGUGGAAGCUCGUGUGAUGGGGAGCCACAUCGGAAGAGAAGGAUGUUCUUGUCGUCGUUGGAGGAUGAUCAAGUGACGGAUGAGUUGGAGUGUUAUUUGAGAUCACAGUACCCGCCGCAUCAGACAAAAGACGUCGCCACCUUCUGGAGUGCCACCGGUCAAUCCCAAUUCCCGAUGCUCAGCACAAUGGCUCGCCGAGUCUUGUGCACCCCGGCAGUUGCUCCAACCACUCGUUUCGAUGCUCGUUGUGCAUCUGUUAGCCCAGAUCAACUACACACUUUCUUAAUGCUCCGAUCUAUGUUUGAUUGUGAGAAGGAGGAGGAGCCACGUGAUUAA
Molecule: messenger RNA, 2838 nt
Organism: Caenorhabditis remanei
Lineage: Eukaryota; Metazoa; Nematoda; Chromadorea; Rhabditida; Rhabditidae
Exons: 12
Coding region: 1-2838 (945 amino acids)
Biological process (GO): regulation of transcription by RNA polymerase II
Cellular component (GO): nucleus
Molecular function (GO): DNA binding
Source: RefSeq, a predicted model, not a curated record